AUGAACAAACUUUCUUGUUAUAACUUGUCAUUAACGUUUGCCAUGAAAAGAGCCAAAAUAUUUGUCACCCAGUGGGUGGUACCUGCUCUGCUAUUGAGUGCAAGCUUUAUGGAUACAGGAAAUUACGUCUCAGCAGUAUCGGCAGGCACUAUUUCUAAAUAUCAACAAUUGAUACCUUUGGUGGUGGCUCAUAUUAUGGCCGGAGUUCUCCAAUAUUUGUCUAUUAUACUGGGAGUCAAAACGAAGUUAAAUCUUGGUGAGAACUUCCGAAAGCGAUUGCCGCACUGUGCUUGUGUGGUUCUGGGUGUUGCUAGCGUUUCAGCAAUAGUUCUGACGGAUAUAUGCCAAGUUAUUGGUAGUGCUGUUGCUCUUGAGGUCCUGUUUGACAUUUCAACAUUACCAGCCGUUCUUCUGAGUGUCUUCGAUGUCUCAAUGCUGUGGCGGUUUCACAGAACGAGUACUUGGUUGAGACAGGCCACGGAGAUGGCGGUUGCCUUCUUUAGCUUAAUCAUAUUCUCAUUGAUAUUUGUGGAUUUGGUAAACAUACGAGAAAAGCUGAACUUCAAAACAAUACUUGUUGGGGCAGGACCUUCCGCUGAUAUGUUACGCUAUGAUAACUACAUUUUGAGCCUUUCUCUACUGGGGUCCACUGCCAUGCCUCAUAGCUUGUUUCUGGUGUCUGAAAUGGCUAAAAUGAUGUUUCUGGAUCAGCAGGGACUGAUUUAUGCAUUAUCAAGAAAGAAAACACAAGAGUUCAUCAAGGAUCUGACAAUCAGACUGGUGUUUAUGGGGGUGUUUGGGGCAUUAAUUCUGAACGUUUCUUUAGUCGUUCUUUCCGCAGCUUUGAGUAAUGAUAGCAACAACAGAAAGAACUUCUCUGGUCUCAGAGAUGUUUACAGUUUGUUCAGCGAAAGCUUAUCACAAAAUGCUGGGACUUGCUUUCUCUAUAUGCUGUUGUUAUCAGGUCAAAGUUUUGGUUUCAUUGGUAACUGGGUGCUUGAUAUUGUUCUGAAAGGCAUGUUUGACUCAGGAGAAAAUAAAGAAUCAUUUAUGAUGAAAAUUAAUGUCAGAUACAUUUCUGUUUGUGUAUGUUUCAUAUGCGCAUGGAUUGGAGGCGACAAGAUGUUGACUUUCAUGAUAAACGCAACCCAGGUCGUUCUGGCAGCGGUGCUUGCAUUGGUAUCGGCUCCAUUGGUUGUAUUAGUAUGUCAGAGUUCCUUUAUGAGUUCAACAAUAGAGUGA
Kuraishia capsulata CBS 1993 is the source of this 1242-nucleotide messenger RNA. RefSeq lists its product as uncharacterized. Gene Ontology annotation, biological process: iron ion transport; intracellular manganese ion homeostasis. Bases 1 to 1242 code for a protein of 413 amino acids. Gene Ontology annotation, cellular component: plasma membrane. The record is from RefSeq and is a predicted model, not a curated record. NCBI's taxonomy places the organism in Eukaryota, Fungi, Ascomycota, Pichiomycetes, Pichiales, Pichiaceae. Gene Ontology annotation, molecular function: manganese ion transmembrane transporter activity; cadmium ion transmembrane transporter activity. The transcript has a single exon.